CAGUUGCCGCACCACGUGUUGAUCGGGAUGUAGUACGUGAUGUCCUCGUUCUUCCUCUCCAUCGUAUCGGUAUGAAUGUUCUCCGGCACGUUCAUGAGCAUGAAAGAGUCCCCGCAGCCCAAGCAGGUCACCACCGCGUUCACCCGGCCGGUCUCCAUGGUCCCGAACUACAUCUGCGAGAUGGAGCAGCCGGGCAGGUUCAUACACACCCUGUCAACGGUCCUCAUGUUCAUCAACGUGAGCAUGAGGUUGGGGUCGAGCCUCGACUUGCAGUCCGUGCAGAUAAUGAAGAUGAAGAAGUCCAGGCUCUGCACGUGAGUAAGUCCUACCAUGGGCACAACGAUCGGCCACAGGAAGCACGGGUUCGCGUUCUUGAACGACUUCGUGACGAUGCCCAUGCAGGUACUGCAGAACACGGUCACGUUCCUGCGGCCUACAAGAGCUUCAACGGUGGACGAGAUCCUGUUCUUGUAGUCGUCCACCUCCGUGGUCUCGUCCGUGUCUGACUCCGAGUGGUUUAUGCUGACCACAAAGCUGUACGUGGGGAUGGUGAUGUUGAUGAAUAAGCUGUUGUUGUUGAUGUCGCUGUUGCGGUGCCAUGUGAACAGGAGUACAACAGGCUGUGGUGACCUGCAUGUCCUGGGAGAUGUCCGUGUGCACGUACCCCUUCGACUUGAUCGCCUUGACCGUGCACCUGUGGCAGCUCGUGAUCCUGAGUCGAUAGGUACUCGAGUACAUGUUCGGGUCCAAGCUCGAGGUGUUGUACCUGAU
Talaromyces proteolyticus is the source of this 771-nucleotide messenger RNA. RefSeq lists its product as uncharacterized. The transcript has a single exon. Bases 72 to 506 code for a protein of 144 amino acids. The record is from RefSeq and is a predicted model, not a curated record. NCBI's taxonomy places the organism in Eukaryota, Fungi, Ascomycota, Eurotiomycetes, Eurotiales, Trichocomaceae.